ACAAGAGAUGUUGGCCUACUGAUCGGUUGGCAAGGCAAAAGAGUUGAAACUUGAAAGGGCGACUGGAUACAUUCUGUGCCGAAAAGACGAGAGAAAAUUUUAUAAAAUACACGGCUAGCUCUCUAGCUGUCUCUCACUACCUUCUUCCCCAUCCUAUACAUUGUUCCCGUCGCUAGCUUUGCUUGAUGCACUACGCAAAAGUGAUGGAGCCUUGCCUUGUCGCCCUCGACAGACUCCAUCAACAGUAGCUUGAUGCCUUGAUCCACUCUGUAGCCUACUGGUUGGCCAAACAAAAACUUUAGAAACAAGAUCGAACCGAGAGAAACCAGAAGAUAAGAUCAGAAAAGUUCUCCACGUAUUUUCGAGGGACUGCAGACUGCAGACAACGCUAGAUGGUUCUAACCAGAGAAGGCGCAUCAUCGAUCCAUCUGGACUUUGUUCUCUAGUGAUUUUGCUAUGUUAAUUCUGUGAUAUGAUGCAAAGUUAAGGUGAAUUUCCCAUUUUGCUAAAUGAAUGAAGUGCGGCUUCUGCGCGUCGGGCGCCGGCGGGCUCCUCCCCGGCGCGUGCCUGGUGUCGAACAGCACGGCGCGCGACACUUGCGGCGGCGAGGGCCGGCGGUGGUACACGCGCGGGUGCCCGAGACGGUUCGGGUGGCUGGCGCUGGUCGGGCUUGCACUCUACAUCAUCUUCUUCUCCCCCGGGAUGGGCACCGUGCCGUGGAUCGUCAACUCGGAGAUCUACCCGCUGCGGCACCGGGGCGUGUGCGGCGGCGCGGCGGCGACGGCGAACUGGGUGUCCAACCUCGCCGUGGCUAACUGUCUUGGUCUUGUUCAGUGUUGCUAGGAACUCGGCCCAGCACGGCCAGCCUUCCCCCAAUUCGGUGGCGCCAAAUCGCUCGGGUGCGCGCGCAAAUCCAAUCCCCACGACCCCACCUCUUCCAUCGAUUCCCCUUCCCUUCCCCUCGAGCCAUUCUCGCGCGAACCGAACGGCGACUCCUCUUCCCCCGGCAGCCUAGGGUUCUCCUCCUCCGAUCAGCCGUCAGCGGGCACUCCGCGACAAGUCCUCACCUCCCCGUGCUCCUCGGAUGGCGACCAGCGAGGAGCUCGCCCAGAUCGACAUCUCCAAGGAGGAGAAGGACAAGCUGGUGGCGGAGGUGAUGCGGUACAUGCUCUUCAAGACGCACCAGACCUCCGGCUGCCCCAUCAAGCGGGAGGAGCUCACGGGGAUCGUCACCAAGAACUACCGCCAGCGUGCCCUGCCCGCGCUCGUCAUCAACGAGGCCCGGGACAGGCUCGCCGCCACCUUUGGGUACGAGAUGAGGGAGCUCCAGAGGACCCGCGCCCCGUCCACGCGCUCUGGCCGGCCGUCACAGCCGCAGCCGAAUGCGGAGGCGAAGAGCUAUGUUCUGGUCAGCCAGCUAGACCAUGAGGUAUAUAGCAAGUAUGUUGAGGAUAAGGAGGCUGCCCCUCUGUCUGGCUUUGCUUUCACUAUCAUUAGCCUUAUUCAUCUUGCUGGUGGCAAAAUCCCUGAAGAGGACCUCUGGCAUCAGUUGAAGCGGUUGGGUUUGAAGAAUGAUAAUGACGAGAAGCACCCUGCUCUUGGUAACAAUAAGCAGGCGCUUGAACUCCUUGCGCAGCAAAGGUACUUGCUGAAGGAGAAACUUGCUGGACCAGAAGGUCAUGUUGUGAUGUAUGAGCUUGCUGAGAGGGCAUUGGAUGAAUCCAUCAGUGGGAAGCUUAAAGACUACAUUGCACAGAUUGUGGGCACAAGCACUGUCGCAGAAGAAAAUUCAAGUUGAUAGUAUGACAUGGUGAUCAGGUAUCUGCCCUGUUCGUUGUGGGCGAGGACGAGCUGACUCUAUUCAGGAUGGGAAGCUAUAUCAUCUUGCAGGGUCGCUAAGUCCUGUCGAAACAGGGCGUAUUUUGUAAAGGAGAGCAGAUGUGUGCCUCUCAGAUUAGGCGGUAGUGUCUUUAACUGAACAAUGUUAGUGCCAUGCUGUAACCAGCUUACCAUGCUUGGAUCACCUUUUGUUGGGUAGUAUAUGUAUGUCAGUCUGUGUCGUUGAACGAAGCUGCUUAGCUUAACCAGACCGUACAGUCACUAAUUCUGUCCACUGCCGUACUGUCACAAGCAAAGCCAUAUGUUGUGUCGUGGCACUGGAUGCGGCGAGGUUUCUUUGAUCCUAACUAAGCAAUCCACACUGAUCAAA
Setaria italica (foxtail millet) is the source of this 2209-nucleotide messenger RNA. RefSeq names its product melanoma-associated antigen 1. Gene Ontology annotation, cellular component: nucleus. The coding region runs from base 1085 to 1798 and encodes 237 amino acids. NCBI's taxonomy places the organism in Eukaryota, Viridiplantae, Streptophyta, Magnoliopsida, Poales, Poaceae. The record is from RefSeq and is a predicted model, not a curated record. The transcript is spliced from 7 exons.